AUGGCCGCUAACGGUACCUACGCUCUCUCGCAAGAGCACAAGGACUUACUCGAGAAAUCCCUUCUCGACUCUGACCCGGAGGUUGCAGAGAUUAUGAAAAAAGAAAUCCAGCGACAGCGAGAGUCCAUCAUCCUGAUUGCGUCUGAAAAUGUCACUUCGCGUGCCGUUUUCGAUGCCCUAGGCUCUCCUAUGUCCAACAAGUACUCCGAAGGUUACCCUGGUGCUCGAUACUACGGUGGAAACCAGCACAUCGACGAGAUCGAGCUUCUCUGCCAGAGGCGUGCUCUUCAGACCUUCCACCUCGACCCGGAACAAUGGGGUGUCAACGUUCAGUGCCUCAGCGGUAGCCCGGCCAACUUACAGGUUUACCAAGCCAUCAUGGCCCCUGGUGGUCGAUUAAUGGGCUUAGACCUCCCUCACGGUGGCCAUCUGAGUCACGGAUACCAGACUCCUUCCAGAAAGAUCUCGGCCGUCUCAACUUACUUCGAGACCAUGCCUUACCGAGUAGACCUCACCACUGGCAUCAUUGACUACGACAGACUCGAGGAGAACGCCCAAUUGUUCCGUCCUAAGGUACUUGUCGCCGGUACCUCCGCUUACUGCCGUGAGAUCGACUAUGCGCGUAUGAGGAAGAUUGCUGACUCUGUUGGCGCUUACCUUGUCGUUGACAUGGCCCACAUCUCUGGUCUGAUCGCUGCCGAGGUCAUCAAGUCCCCAUUCCCCCACGCUGACAUCGUCACUACCACGACCCACAAAUCUCUCCGUGGCCCCCGCGGCGCCAUGAUCUUCUUCCGAAAAGGCGUUCGCAGCACCGAUGCCAAGACCGGAAAGCAGACCUUCUACGACCUCGAGUCAGCAAUUAACUUCUCUGUCUUCCCUGGCCAUCAGGGCGGCCCCCACAACCACACCAUCACCGCCCUCACUGUUGCUCUAAAGCAGGCCCAGACUCCCGAAUUCAAGGCCUACCAACAACAGGUCGUAUCCAACGCGAAGACUUUGGAGAACAAGUUCAAGGCUCUUGGCUACAAGCUCGUCUCCGACGGAACCGACUCGCACAUGGUUCUUCUUGACUUAAGACCCCAGUCCGUUGAUGGUGCACGUAUCGAGGCUGUCCUCGAGCAGAUCAACAUUGCCUGCAACAAGAACGCUACCCCUGGCGACAAGUCCGCUCUUACUCCUUUCGGUAUUCGUAUCGGUACUCCCGCCAUGACGUCGCGUGGUUUCGGAGAACAAGAUUUCGAGCGCGUCGCUAGCUACAUUGACGAGAGCAUUAAGAUUUCUAAGGAACUUCAGGCCAGCCUCCCCAAGGAAGCCAACAAGCUCAAGGACUUUAGGGCUAGACUUGCUGUUGGUGAUAUCGCCAGAAUCAACGAGCUUAAGAAGGAAAUUUCUUCUUGGUCUCAGACCUUCCCUCUUCCCGUUGAGGGCUGGAGAGUGGAUGCUGGCAUCUAA
Molecule: messenger RNA, 1452 nt
Organism: Annulohypoxylon maeteangense
Lineage: Eukaryota; Fungi; Ascomycota; Sordariomycetes; Xylariales; Hypoxylaceae
Product: serine hydroxymethyltransferase
Exons: 4
Coding region: 1-1452 (483 amino acids)
Biological process (GO): folic acid metabolic process; L-serine catabolic process; tetrahydrofolate interconversion
Cellular component (GO): cytoplasm
Molecular function (GO): pyridoxal phosphate binding; zinc ion binding; cobalt ion binding
Source: RefSeq, a predicted model, not a curated record